AUGGCUUCAGUACUCAGUAAAGAGUCUCUCGCCAUUACUUUAUCCAUUGUUACACUAAUCAUUGGACUCUCCCAUUUCAACAUGAUCUCUCUCAAAUCCAUCUUCAAGUCUGUUUACAUCCGUCUUUGGAAAUUUGUCAACAUCUUUGUCCACUGGCACAAACUCCCCACGUGGCUUGGUGUUUUCAAUCUCCUCGCCCUUCGAUAUGAACUCCGCGAAAAGAACCUUUACGACACCUACCCCAAUGCCGAGUUUCAGGGCACUGCAGCUGAUUGCCCCAUGAAGAACUCCAAAUUCAUCGCGAACAGGAACUCAGAUGGUGAUUUCAAUGAUCUAGCGCAACCAAAGAUGGGUUGUGCUGGUAUGAGAUUCGGUCGAAAUGUCCCAAGAAAGUACACCACACCGCCAACUCAACAGGAGCUGCUCACUCCCAACCCCAGAGUUAUUUCAGAAAAGAUUCUGGCUAGACCGGAAGGCGAGUUCAAACCCGCUGAGAUCGUCAAUCUUCUCGCCGCAGCGUGGAUCCAGUUCCAAGUCCAUGAUUGGGCACAGCACUUCCUCGUCACAAACGGCGACAAAGACGUCGAGAUUCCUCUAGACAAAGCCGACAGAUGGUCUGAGCGCAUCAUGAAAAUCCCUCGAACAAAGAGAGACGAUGCCCUUUCGCAGCAGGAUAUCGAGACACCAGCUUAUACCAACGAGUGCACCCAUUGGUGGGACGCCUCUCAGAUCUACGGAUCCACUGAAGCUGAGACGAAAGCUCUCCGAGCGAAGUGUGAUAAAUCAUAUCCCGGUCAACUCCAUGUUACGCGCGAAGAUGGCGUUCAGUUCCUCCCUCGAUCGAAUGAUGGCAUUCCCGAGACUGGGUUCAGACAGAACUGGUGGUUGGGACUUGAACUUCUUCAUACGCUAUUCGCGCUUGAGCAUAACGCCAUUGCUACGCAGCUUCAUCUUUCGAAUCCGAGCUGGUCGAGUGAUCAGAUCUUUGAUACUGCUCGACUGAUCAAUUGUGCGCUUAUGGCUAAGAUUCAUACUGUUGAGUGGACACCUGGUAUUCUGCAGCACCCGGCGCUGCAGAUUGGAAUGAAUGCGAACUGGUGGGGACUUUUGGGCGACAAGCUUUGGCAUGUCUUUGGCCGUGUCUUUGAUAACAAGUCAGAAGUCAUUUCUGGUAUUCCCGGAUCAGGUGUUGAUCACGACAAUGUCCCAUACUGCCUCACAGAAGAAUUCGUCUCCGUCUACCGUCUUCAUCCUCUCAUCCCCGACAACGUAGCAUUUUUUAGCAUUAAAGAUGGUCAACACAAGGGCACACUACCUAUCAAAGAGGUUGCGUUCGAGUCAGCCCGCAAGCCCUUCAACGAAGAUAAAUCAGGCUUGGGUCUCUCUUUCGCUGAUGUCUUUUACUCCUUCGGCGUCAACCAUCCAGGUGCUAUUCGAGCCCACAACAUGCCCAAUUUCUUACGAGACCUAAAUAUCCCAGGCGACAAAGACUUUCCUCACGGUCGACACUUGGACUUGGGAACCAUUGACAUUCUUCGUGAUCGUGAGCGCGGCGUUCCUCGCUACAACGCUUUCCGCCGCCUAUUUCACAUGGCACCCGCAAAGAGCUUCCUUGAUCUCACAGGCGGUGAUGCCAAGCUAGCUGCUGAGUUGAAGGAAGUUUACGACGGCGAUCUCGAAGCCGUAGAUCUUCUAGUUGGUACGCUCAGCGAGCCUCUGCCCAAGGGCUUUGGCUUUAGCGACACUGCCUUCCGUGUGUUUAUCCUCAUGGCCACUCGCCGCAUCAAGUCCGAUCGCUUCCUCGCCGGUGAUGGCUGGUGUCCCGAGGUUUAUACUCGCGAGGGCAUCAAUUGGGUGCAGAACAAUACAAUGAAGGAUGUUUUAUGUCGACACUUUCCUGAACUUGCUGCGACGCUGCACAAUGUUAAGAAUGCUUUCGCUCCUUGGACCAAGAUUAGUCAGACUGCGGCAUACGCGGGUCCAGAGACUAACAAGGCAAAGAACUGA
Molecule: messenger RNA, 2007 nt
Organism: Fusarium proliferatum ET1
Lineage: Eukaryota; Fungi; Ascomycota; Sordariomycetes; Hypocreales; Nectriaceae
Exons: 3
Coding region: 1-2007 (668 amino acids)
Biological process (GO): response to oxidative stress
Molecular function (GO): oxidoreductase activity, acting on single donors with incorporation of molecular oxygen, incorporation of two atoms of oxygen; peroxidase activity; heme binding
Source: RefSeq, a predicted model, not a curated record